UUUGGCAUUGGCAACACUGCUUCAGUACAAAGCAAGCCGAGCAAGCCUUGCAAGCCGGAUUUUUUUAUCGUGACGUACGACGCAUAUUGUGCCGAUUUUAUUUAAUCUGUUGUCUGCGUGAAUAUACUUUUAUCGAACGAAUCGUGUAAUGAACUCUCCCAAAACAAAACUCUUCAACCCUAGUUAACCUCUAAAUUCAUUUUUCGAGUCUAUAAGUGUACAAUAGAAACUCGAAAGUUGUGCCGAACCCAUCGGAUGAAAUUUCAUACUGUCAUCGAAAACGUCUCCUCAAAAAUGAAAAUGUUUUGGUUUCUCGAGUUUUCUGCUUGCUAAGAAAAGCUAGUUAUCAACUGUAUAUGGAAUACUCGAUUUUUGAUUUAGAAAAACGGACAGUUUUAGACUUUAUUCAAGCUACUUUCCGGGGAAAAUCAUGUGUGAAAAGUCUGACCUUCGUGGCAGAAGAUUUUUCCGAGAGAAAUCUUAAAAUUCUGAAAAAUUAACAGACUCUGAAAAUCCAGUGUAUUUUUCACAUUUCCAAUAAAAGAAAAGCAUUAGUUAUCUAGAAAUCAUGAACGGAUUCAGCACCGGAGAAGAGGAUUCAAGGGGAGCAGCAGAUCAAAUUUGCUGUCUGAUAGAGGAAGGUGAGAGAUGCGUACGACCAGCUGGAAAUGCCUCAUACAGUAAACGCAUUCAAAAAACAGUCACCCAAAGACGACUCAAACUGAACCUCGAACCUACGGCUCGUCAUAUAUACAUUUGUGACUCACACAAGCUUAUGAUCCAAUAUGCGAGGACUAAACAACAGCAGCGAAGACGCAAAGAUUCUGAGGACGAUUCUGGAGAAACGGACAACGAUCUUCCAGAAGUCGACCUUUAUCAGCUGCAAAUUGGAACUUUAAGGCGGUAUAAGCGACAUUUUAAAAUUUCAACAAGGCCAGGAUUGAACAAAGCCCAGCUUUCUGAUGCGCUGAUGAAACACUUCAAGCAAAUCCCAGUAGUGGAGAAAGAUGCUCUGAGUUUCUUUUUUUACACGGUGAAGACAAAUGGCAACAAGCUGGACCAGAAAAAUGGAUUAAGUAGCGAUGCAACAUAGUCUAGAUCUCCGCUCGAGGAGUCUAUCGAUGUUGUCACAUAAUUUAAUCGAUAAAAAUCUAUGCAUAGCUUAUGUUUGUUAAUAUCAUAGUAAGAGGCGCCCUGCAAGACAAAUAUCGAAUCUUAUGAAUGAUUAAAGGCAAAAGUAUCUAGAAGGGCGACAAAUAGACUGGAAAGUCAAUAAAUAAUAGAGAAUUUGCACGUACGAUUAAUAGGGAAAAUAAUUAUUCUAUCCUGUAGAGGAUGCGAAACUGAGUUUUCUUUAAUGAAAUGAAUCCGUAUUAAAUUGAAUUACAUUUUUUUGAACAAAACAAAAAAUUUUUGGGAAUAGUAUCUUUUUUGAUUGGUGUGACGUCAGUUAUACGGACAGUUCUUCUCAGUGAUUGGUUAAUCAGCAUUUUUCAGAAUUCUGUGAUGGAAGUUUUUUUUUCAAAAACACAUUUGCAAAAUGUACCUGCAGUUCAAAUCAGCCAACACAUUAUGAAAUGAAUAUUGAUUCAAAAUUUUAUUUGUGCAAACAAUUGAAUGUCCGAUUAUCAUUCGGUAAUAUAAUAAAUUUUCUACUCAUGCAAAUUCGUUAAGUCCGAUUCUAAAAUUUUAUAAUUAAAGCCUUAACAUGAACAAAAAUCUUUAUUCGAAACCGAAACUAUUUUUAUGGUAUCAAAAUAGAUUCAAGCAAAACAGAUUUUUGUUAUAACAUUAUUUGUGCGAAUCCUUAUAUGUAAAAUUUAUAAUCUAAAUUUUACAAUUAAAAAAACAUAUUUAGAAAACUUGGUCUUAUGUUUGACUCUCCGAAACAAAAAUCUAUUUUUGCAAUCGCUUGUAUUUCUAUAACCUCGUGCGGGUGUGUGUGAUACGUGCGGCUGUGCGAAUUUUAAAGUUAUGUUAGUGGCGUCCAUAUUCCUAAAAAAUCGUAGAAUGAUUAUUUUUAUUUAAUUAUUACUAUAUAUUUACCUACGUGCAAACUGCAUUAUAAUAUUAUAUACCUCUACAUGUGGAAAUUAUAUAUUAUUUACUUAUUGUACGUUUUAAAUGAAGUAACAUACCU
Belonocnema kinseyi is the source of this 2140-nucleotide messenger RNA. RefSeq names its product histone deacetylase complex subunit SAP30 homolog (gene Sap30). NCBI's taxonomy places the organism in Eukaryota, Metazoa, Arthropoda, Insecta, Hymenoptera, Cynipidae. Bases 569 to 1093 code for a protein of 174 amino acids. The transcript has 4 exons. Gene Ontology annotation, molecular function: protein binding; transcription coregulator activity. The record is from RefSeq and is a predicted model, not a curated record. Gene Ontology annotation, biological process: regulation of DNA-templated transcription. Gene Ontology annotation, cellular component: histone deacetylase complex.